CCCACCUCCUCCAUCAUUCCUAUUAUGGAUCCUCGAGCUGCAUGAUCCGCACCUCUGCAAGUAUGCACGUUUUGUGUUGGAUGGGCUUCUCCGUAAACACCGCAAAGCUGGCCCAGGCGCGGGGCUCCAGCCUCGCCGCAUCCCCCACAAGUUGUUAGGGUGCGUGCGGAGAGCAAGAGGCUGGCUGUGUUGUUGAUCAAAAAUGACUCGGCAUGGCUGUGGCUUUGACUCAACAUACGAGGCUUCGCGAGCGACCCUGGAAACCAUAACCAAACAUUGAGAGAGUGAGGCGCAAAUCAUAUUAAUGAAAGUCUUAAGGCCAGCAGCAGCUCACCUACAAUGUUAAAUAUAUUGACUGGGCCCCUACUGGCUGAUGUGAUUUCAGAGGUAACCAUCAGCUGAUGUGGUUUGAGUGACCUGAAAGUGUCAAUGGGGUUGGGUGGCCAUGGACCCAUUCAGCCAGCUUAUCCUCACCAUCUCGGUGACCAGUUUCCUCACCUUCCAGUGGCUCUUCCACAGAGUCAGCCCCUGGAUGUCCUUGCGAAUCAGCCCCGGCUUCCUCUGCCUCAGUGACAAGCAGAAGGUGGAGUGGAACUCAAGGACAGUGUCAACGUUUCACGCGCUGUUGGUGGGAAUCUUCUGUCUCUUCAUCUUGUUCUUCGAUGAUGCCGUCAAUGAAGACCCAGUUUGGGGAGAUCCUACACUGGUGAAGAUUAAUGUUGCCAUCACAACAGGCUACCUCAUAUCUGAUCUGCUGCUAAUAUUUUACUAUUGGAAGGCGAUAGGCGACAAGUUUUUUAUAGUUCACCAUCUGGCAGCAUUGUAUGCUUACUACUAUGUACUGGGCCAAGGAAUGUUGCCUUAUUUUGCUAACUUCCGUCUGCUUGCUGAGUUUUCUACACCGUGUGUGAACCAGCGCUGGUUCUUUGAGGUACUAGGUUAUCCCAAGUCCUCGCGGCCAAACAUGGCGAAUGGCGUUGCAAUGGCAGUAGUCUUUUUCAUGGUCCGCAUCGCCGUCAUGCCCGUCUACUACAGUCGUAUGUGUGCAGUCUACGGCACUGAGGCCUUCUACCUGGUGCCCUGGGGUGGCCGUGUAGCCUGGAUCUGCUCCAGUAUCUGCUUGGACAUCAUGAACAUUAUGUGGAUGCAUAAGAUUGCCCGCGGCUGCUACAAGGUGCUGCGCUCAGCACGCCGGAGCAAAGCCGGCACACCUCAGGAGAACGGGAAAACGGAUUAAGGGAACCAGGGUGUCAGUGGAGAGAAAGCACCACAGCAGAGAAACAGUGACGUCACUGUCAGUGCAUUGGAGCAGUUUGGAUACUCAUCUGUUACACCUGGGAUGAGAUAUUACAGAACCGAAUGUAAUGAGGGAUAUUGCGUUUUUAAUUUAUUUUUUUGGAACGCGGGCACAGUACAUGUACUGAUGGACCGUUUAACUGGCCAUCCCGAAGCCAUGAAAUGACCUCCUAGCAAUACUUUGUGUGCAUGGCCAAUUAUUUUUCUCUUGAACAAUUUACCACUACACAGAAGAGGUCGUCCUGGGACAAUGGACUGUUAGCCCAACCACAAAUUGUCAAAAAGUUUACCAUUCUUUACUUAGUGCUCAACAAAAGUUUUUUUGUAUUAUUACUGUUAGUUCAUGUUGAUGAUGAAGCAAGGAUUUGAGAUGGAACCUCAAACAUUAAUUCCUCAACAAUGGUCAGUGCCAUAAACUCAUUGCCAGACACCUGUUGAGGAGGAAGCGUCUUUCUUUUCCUCAGUAAAUCUUGAGCCAGCUAUUUGCAGGGACAUGACUGUCACAAAAUGGGAUUACAUCAAGUGUAAUCACAGAGAAAAGUAAGUACGGAUAAAUCAGUUCAUCACUCACCCACUCGUUCAGUUAAGCGGUUCUUUUAUGCCUUUUAAAAGGUUUAUUGGAAUAUCCUGGGUCUUUAUUUGUAUUUGAAUGCUUAUUUUAAAUAAACUAGGGCUGAACAGGCAUUACUACACUGUAUGUAGUGCAAUUCUUUUGUCUUGCUGGGGUCGAGACAAAAAGGUUUUCAAAGAUACAAACAAUUAAAUAUAACUGUUUUUAAUGAAGAGACUGAUGUACAGAGUACCAUGCUUACAGGGAAACUGAACGUCAAUGCAGUGAGUACACUGACAUUAAGCAAUGCAAGAACAGUAAAAUAAGGAGCAACAGUCAACAUCAGAUUUUUAAAUCCACAUGAUUUAAUGUGUAUACAACGUGGUCUUUAACAGAAUGGAAAAAAAUAUAUAUGACAUUGCAUAAAUAGAGAUGUUGUUGACACUGUUUUAGUGGGAGCCUGCAUUAUAUUUAUUUGACAUUCUGUAGUGCAUGUUAAUUGGUGAAACCGGCCGGGAGAGCUAAUUUGGAAUCAGUGUCAUAGAAAGAGCUAAAGGGAAAAAUGAAACGGUGGACCGACAAUGCUUUGAAAUUUUCAUUUAUGCUAAGUAAGUUGGUGGGAGAUGUUAAUACGAUUCUGACACUUCUAGUUUUUCCAGCAUCAGUUGUUGACCUUAGAUUUAUAUGAUAUUCACACUUGCUAUUUAUGAUAUCUUCUUAGGCACAAAUGGUUCAAUUUACCCCUGGGCAACAUUUGCCAACAAGCUGCAUGCUGCUAUGUGUGUUUUCCAUGAAGCAAUUGGAAUUCCGCAAAUUGGAUUUGGUACAUGAUUUAAGUACAUUCAUUUGUAAACCGACUGAAAUUGUUUCUACAGAUUUGAUUUUUAUGUACAAUAAGUACAUAAUAACUGAGAAUAAGUGUUUCAGAUGGUAAUAGUUCUAUCAAUGUCAAAUAUUUUGUAAUUGUUUUAGAGCAUUGUGAUACAAAUAGCUUCUGCCUCAUGUUUACUGUAUGAUUUUCAAUCAGCUGUCAAAGAUAAUGUGAACUUUAUUCACCGGAUGGAUACGAGGAUUGUGUUUUGUUUUAAGUGGACAUGAAUAUAUGGAAAAGUUGUGAAAGUUAACAUGUUGUAAUUGUUUUCUCAAGCAUCAUUCUACUGGCGAAGCAGUUUCACGUUAAUCGUCGUGCAACACCGAACGCCGGAGCAAAUCUGUUCAAACGUUUUUAAGACAAAUGUAUCAUUUGUUCAAAUUAGAAGUUACAAUUCAUCGAUGAUUUACGAAACAUGUACUUGAACUUUCAUUGUAAAUGUAUCUUUAUAUGAGCUGUACAUCAAAAGCUUCUGUCAAAUGUUUUGUGAAACAAAAACAAGGAUUGCUGGGUUUUUAAAGUACGCCUUGCUAUGUUCAGCAUUUGAUUUUGUUGCCUUUUUAAAACUUAUGAUUGCACAGUGAAUAUUUUGUUACAUUCAACUCCUCAACGCUGAAAAAUGUGUCAAUUUUCAUUGAUUUACUUGUGUGUUGUCCAUGUCCGAUGCCUGUCUAACGUGAUUGUUUGGCCAUUGUAAUAGAUGAGUUUCAAAUGUAAAACCAAGAGGCUUGUUAAGGCUGGUUGUUUUAGUGCUUUUGUUUUGUUAUGGUUUUAAGAUGUCAAAGAUGUAUGUAUUUGUGCCAGUGCUUAAGCCAUUACUAUUCCAUGUUGAAGAAUUUUUCUGUUAAAUCCAUUAACAUUUUUAUACAACAGUGCCAACUUGCAAAAGUAAUAGUUUAGAUCGGUUCUGUUCACAUAAAUUUCUCUGCACGUUGUGGCCAGUCACUGUACAAUGACGUUCAGUCUAGUUUGGCAAGGUAAAAUAGAGUGCAACAGGAUGGACUUGACAUCUGAUUAUAGGUGAUUGUCUUUUACAUUACGUGUGAAUAUCACUAUCUCACAUCUUAGAAAAGAGCCAGGAUGUGGUGUUAGAAUUUAACUGGAGUUAAAUGCUAAUCAUGCAACGGUUUCAGGACUGCAGGCCACUUCUGGCACAAUCAGGGGUGGCUGUGUAUGCGAGGUCAUGCAUGGUCAAUAUGGUCUUCUUCUUCAUGCACCCUCUAUAACUGCAUGUGGUAUUGCAUGGGGAUUGCACUGUAAACAAAAUGGCAUACAUUUGACAAGUUUUACUCUUUGUUUUCUUUUUUCUUAGUAACAUGUACAUAAUGUUUACUUAAACAUUGUCCUUGCACUGUGCCACAAAAUGUAGUCCACAGACAAUGAUGUGAGGAGAACAUCAUAAAGCAGAUAUUUAGCAUAAUAUCCAGCACAGAAAUAAUCAGUGAGGGAAUACUUGAAUACUAAUCAGCACCGCAUAUAAUAAUCUGGGCAGUGCACAAAAAAAAUCCUAUGAGCAUCCUGCAUUAUAUGUAUACUAUUGUCUUUAAUUUAUUAAUGCAAGAGUAGACAUAAAACAGAGCAGAUUCUACGGUAAUAGAGAGAGAGUGGUGCUGCUGUCAGCUACUUAAACCUGGUGUUGCUGUUUCUGUUCUGAAUGUUGUAUGGAGCAGAGCUGUGAGUAGGUGAAGUGUUUAGUGACAUUCUAUGAAUGUAUUGGAGAAGGGAAAAUAUUUGUCAUUUACAUUUUCAUUUGUUCUUUACAAUAAAUACCAGAUUAACUGA
Molecule: messenger RNA, 4499 nt
Organism: Micropterus dolomieu (smallmouth bass)
Lineage: Eukaryota; Metazoa; Chordata; Actinopteri; Centrarchiformes; Centrarchidae
Product: TLC domain-containing protein 4-B-like
Exons: 8
Coding region: 446-1237 (263 amino acids)
Biological process (GO): lipid homeostasis
Cellular component (GO): endoplasmic reticulum; membrane
Source: RefSeq, a predicted model, not a curated record